AUGGUCACGAGAACGUUACUACGGCGGCCAUUGAGCGCUCUCGCCUCCCAAAGAUGGACCUGUGCAUCAUGUACCAAAUCCUCGCCAUUCCAGCGCAAUCAGCAGCGCAACAUCCAUUACGUACCCACGCUCGCCUACGAUGAAAGCUUUCGGGAAAACGGUGUGCCUGGUCUAUUCUCAAUCCAAGGCUACUCGCUAGCAUGGACGCAAUAUCAAGCAAUGAUCGUCUCGAAGCUCAACGAGCUGGUAGCAGGGGAAGUGAUUGAAAACGCCGACGUCAAAACCCUCACGCACCAGUUCGCACGCGAUCCGAUGAACGCCAGCAUCUUCAACUAUGCCAGCAUGGCGCACAACAACCACCUCUUCUUCCAGACUCUCUCUUCAGCACCCGCGAAUCUCGACAAAGUGCCCCAGUUGAAGGACUCACUCAUCAAAGCCUUUGGCAGCAUCGAUACGCUCAAGAUGACCAUGGUUGACACUGCGGCCGCCAUGUUCGGUCCGGGAUUUGUUUGGUUGGUAUACGCAAAGGAGCCCAGCGGCGGCAUCGGCACCCGACUAGGCGGACGGAGAGGAAGCUGGAAGAUCCUCAAUACCUACCUCGCGGGAACACCAUACCCAGAAGCCGGCUUUCGCCAGCAGGGGCUUGAUAUGAACAAUGCGAAUACGGAUUCAUACCAGGCGUAUUUGCAAUCGCAACACCUGCAGCCCACAAAUAGCGCGGGUUCGUUUGGGCCCUACAGUCAGAUUGGACGGGAGCGGGCGAAGUUGCCACCGGGUGGAACGAGCUUGAUGCCCGUGCUCUGUGUCAACACGUGGGAGCAUGCAUACAUCUUUGACUAUGGGUUAUUGGGAAAGAGGAAGUACUUGAGUGAUUGGUUCGACUGCGUGGACUGGGGUGUUGUGGAGCAGAACACGCCCCGAGAAGCAAAGCAGCUGGAAUUCCAGAAGAUGUAA
Ramularia collo-cygni is the source of this 954-nucleotide messenger RNA. RefSeq names its product related to RSM26-mitochondrial ribosomal protein, small subunit. The record is from RefSeq and is a predicted model, not a curated record. The transcript has 2 exons. Gene Ontology annotation, molecular function: superoxide dismutase activity; metal ion binding. Bases 1 to 954 code for a protein of 317 amino acids. NCBI's taxonomy places the organism in Eukaryota, Fungi, Ascomycota, Dothideomycetes, Mycosphaerellales, Mycosphaerellaceae. Gene Ontology annotation, biological process: superoxide metabolic process.